AUGCAUACACAAUGCAACACACAAGGACCACUCUCAACCCUUCCUAAAGAACUAUAUCUCGCAAUAUCCGAUUUUCUCCCAUCACCAUCUGACCUAAAUGCCUUCACCUGCAUCAACGCUACAACCUACAACCUCCUAAACACCACCCUAUAUAAGCGCGAUGCAACCUCGCCAAAUCCGAAAUCGCUCUUCUGGGCUUCAUCAACCGACACCGCAUCAACAGCCCUAAAAUCCCUUUCUGCAGGCUUUGACAUUCAAUCAAGAACAGACAUCCACCCCCGAAUAAAAGGCUGCACCCCAAUAAUGCUAGCUGCGCUGCAUAAUAGCAUCGCGGUACUCAAAUUGCUCUUGCUAAACGAUGAAGCAAACCCAAACACCCGUGAUAGAAAAUGGAUCCGCCCGCCACUAUCUUGGGCUGUCAAAGAGGGCCACUCAGCCAUAGUGCAGAUCCUGCUGAAUGAUGACCGUACAGACGCCAACUUGCAAGAUAAGACAGGCGAUACCGCGCUUAUGAUUGCCGUCAAUCACCAGCCCAAGAUGAUGACACUGCUGCUCUGUAGCGAGCGGGUGGAUCCGCGCGUGCCAAAUAGGCAGGGAUGGACGCCGCUCAGCCGGGCUGCGCGCGAAGCAGAUGGAGACGUGGGUUUGCUACUUGCUAAGCAUUUGCGGUUGAUUCUUGACGGUGACAAUGGCGCUAUGCAUUGCCAGCAUGUGUUUUUCUAUGCGGCUAUCAUGGGGCAUGUUGAUAUUGUGCAGUAUUUGGUUCAGUACUUCGGGGAGAAACUUGAUCCCAACGCUGAGGGACAGAAGUAUGGGCGGGGAGCGUUUUCAAUUGCUGCUUCCGCGGAGCGGGUGGACGUUGUACGCUUCUUACUAGGGUGGGAGGUAACGGAUCCUAAUUUACAGACGCAUUGGAAGAGGCAGACACCUUUGUUCGUCGCUGCGGAGAAUGGACACGAGGAGAUUGUGGACUUGCUGGUUGGGUGUGAGAGAGUUGAUUUGGAAAUUCCUGAUAUGCAUGGGACUACACCGUUGGGGGUGGCGACGGAAAGAAACCAUGAGGGGAUUGUUAGGCGGUUGUUGACUGGGUCUAGGCGGGCUGAUCCCAAUGCUUGUGAUGAGAACGGCCAGACACCGCUGUUCAAUGCUGCGUUUUAUGGUCACAUAGGUGUCGUAAAGCUACUGCUUGAGGCGCAUGGAAUUAAUCCACAGUUGUGUGAUACAGAUGGGAAGACGCCGUCACAGGUGGCAUCGGAGAAUGGCAAUCACCAGGUAGUGGAGGCACUACAGAGGUACAUAAGCAACUCAUCAUGA
Penicillium coprophilum is the source of this 1314-nucleotide messenger RNA. Its product is annotated as ankyrin repeat domain-containing protein. The record is from RefSeq and is a predicted model, not a curated record. Bases 1 to 1314 code for a protein of 437 amino acids. Gene Ontology annotation, molecular function: protein binding. The transcript has a single exon. NCBI's taxonomy places the organism in Eukaryota, Fungi, Ascomycota, Eurotiomycetes, Eurotiales, Aspergillaceae.